GGCACAUCUUUCCCUCUUUCCCAGACCAAACCAGGUAGGAGCGGAGGGAAAAGGUGCGGCGCAAGAGGCCCCUGGCUGCUCCCAAGUAGAUCUCUAUUUGUCCUCCUUCCAUCCCCGCGAGGGAGCCCCUUCUGCGAUCCCCGCUUCUCUGAGGGGGAAGGCGUUGGGCAGCCCAGGUGCCGUGAGAGGGUCUACGGGGACCACGCGCGGGCUGCGGGGCGCGCCAAUGCCCGCGACUUCGGGGCGGGGAGGAAAGAGUUAAAGAUCCAGGACUGGCUCUCCGGUCGCGGGGGCUGGGAGGGGAGCAGCCGGGAGGGAGGGCUCGGAGCUUGGCUCCGGUCCUCCGCAGUCCCCCCCGGACAGCCGGAGACUUGCGCCGGCCGGACGCCCCUCUGGCACACUCCCUGGGACGGCGCUCGCGCACGCAUGCAAACACCCACACUCCGCUCUCCCUCCCUCGCGCCCUCUCCCAUCCUUCUCCCCGGGCGCCCUCUCACACUCGCCUCUCGCUAACACGCGCGCUCUCACUCCCACCCUGGCCCUCCCCGCCCCGGCGCACCUCUUGGGCGCCCACCUGCUCCGCAGCGCCCUCCGCGCGCCCCUGCGCUCCCGGCCCGGCCCGUCGCAGCUGGUGGGGGCAGCGGGCCCCGGGGUGAGCGCCCCCAUCCCGCUCCUCCUCCCUCCCACGGGUCGCGCCCGAUGCCCGGGGCUGGCCGCUGAGCCCGAGGGGACCGAGGAGGCCACGGUGGGAGCGCUCGCCCGCCGCGGGGGCCCGCUGAGGCCAUGCUGCGCCCCAGGCGCCCCGCAGUCGCUCGCCGGAGCCUGCCUCUGCUUCUGGCGGCGCUGCUGCUGCUCCCGGGCAGCCACGCGGGCAACCUGACGGUGGCCGUGGUUUUGCCGCUGGCCAACACCUCAUACCCGUGGGCGUGGGCGCGCGUGGGACCUGCCGUGGAGCUGGCUCUGGCCCGGGUGAAGGCGCGGCCCGACCUGCUGCCCGGCUGGACAGUCCGCACGGUGCUGGGUAGCAGCGAGAACGCGCUGGGCGUGUGCUCCGACACCGCCGCGCCGCUGGCCGCGGUGGACCUCAAGUGGGAGCACGACCCCGCGGUGUUCCUGGGUCCCGGCUGCGUGUACGCCGCCGCGCCGGUGGGGCGCUUCACCGCGCACUGGCGGGUGCCGCUGCUGACCGCGGGCGCGCCGGCGCUGGGCUUCGGGGCCAAGGACGAGUACGCGCUGACCACCCGCGCGGGGCCCAGCCACGCCAAGCUGGGCGACUUCGUGGCGGCGCUGCACCGACGGCUGGGCUGGGAGCGCCGGGCGCUCGUGCUCUACGCCUACCGGCCGGGGGACGACCAGCGCUGCUUCUUCUUAGUGGAGGGGCUGUACAUGCGCGUCCGCGACCGCCUCAACAUCACGGUGGACCACCUGGAGUUCGCCGAGGGCGACCACGACCACUACACCAUGCUGCUGCGCACCGUGCGGCGCAAAGGCCGAGUUAUCUACAUCUGCAGCUCCCCAGAUGCCUUCAGAACACUGAUGCUUCUGGCCCUGGAAGCCGGCCUGAGUGGGGAGGACUAUGUUUUCUUCCACCUGGACCUCUUUGGGCAAAGCCUGCAAGGUGCACAUGGCCUUGCUCCCCGAAGGCCCUGGGAGAGAGGGGACGGCCAGGAUGUCAGUGCCCACCAGGCCUUUCAGGCUGCCAAAAUCCUCACAUACAAAGAGCCGGACAACCCUGAGUACUUGGAGUUCCUGCAGCAGCUGAAACAUGUGGCCCGCGAGCAGUUCAACUUCACCCUAGAGGAUGGCCUGGUGAACACCAUCCCUGCGUCCUUCCACGACGGGCUCCUGCUCUAUGUCCAGGCAGUGACAGAGACUCUGGCACAUGGAGGAGCUGUCACCGACGGGGAGGGCAUCACUCAGCGGAUGUGGAACCGAAGCUUCCAAGGUGUGACAGGGUACCUUAAGAUGGACAGCAAUGGAGAUCGGGAGACCGACUUCUCCCUCUGGGAUAUGGAUCCUGAGACUGGUGCCUUCAGGGUUGUUCUGAACUACAAUGGGACUUCCCAAGAGCUGGUAGCCAUGUCAGGACACAAGCUGAACUGGCCCUCGGGUUACCCACCUCCUGACAUCCCCAAAUGUGGCUUUGACAAUGAGAACCCCACGUGCAACCAAGACCACUUUUCCACCCUGGAGGUGCUGGCUUUGGUGGGCAGCCUCUCCCUGCUUGGCGUUCUGAUCGUCUCCUUCUUCAUAUACAGGAAGAUGCAGCUGGAGAAGGAACUGGCCUCAGAGCUGUGGCGGGUGCGUUGGGAGGAUGUUCAGCCCAGUAGCCUUGAGAGGCACCUCCGGAGCGCAGGCAGCCGGCUGACCCUGAGUGGGAGAGGCUCCAAUUACGGCUCCCUGCUCACCACCGAGGGCCAGUUCCAAGUCUUUGCCAAGACAGCAUAUUAUAAGGGCAACCUCGUGGCUGUAAAACGGGUGAAUCGCAAACGCAUUGAGCUGACUCGAAAAGUCCUCUUUGAACUGAAGCAUAUGCGGGAUGUGCAGAAUGAACACCUGACGAGAUUUGUGGGUGCCUGCACCGACCCCCCCAACAUCUGUAUCCUCACGGAGUACUGUCCUCGUGGGAGCCUGCAGGACAUUCUGGAGAACGAGAGCAUCACCUUGGACUGGAUGUUCCGGUAUUCUCUCACCAAUGACAUCGUCAAGGGUAUGGUGUUCCUGCACAAUGGGGCCAUUUGCUCCCACGGCAACCUCAAAUCAUCCAACUGCGUAGUAGAUGGGCGAUUUGUACUCAAGAUCACGGACUAUGGGCUGGAGAGCUUCAGGGACCCAGAGCCAGAGCAAGGCUACACCCUCUACGCCAAAAAGUUAUGGACAGCCCCUGAACUGCUGCGAAUGGCCUCGCCCCCUGCCCAGGGCUCCCAGGCUGGCGAUGUGUACAGCUUUGGGGUCAUCCUUCAGGAGAUUGCCCUGAGGAGUGGUGUCUUCCAUGUGGAAGGUUUGGACCUCAGCCCCAAAGAAAUCAUUGAGCGUGUGACUCGGGGUGAGCAGCCCCCCUUCCGGCCCUCCCUGGCUCUGCAGAGUCACCUGGAGGAACUGGGGCAGCUGAUGCAGCGGUGCUGGGCCGAGGACCCACAGGAGCGGCCGCCCUUCCAGCAGAUCCGCCUGAUGCUGCGCAAAUUUAACAGGGAGAACAGCAGCAACAUCUUGGACAACCUCCUGUCACGCAUGGAGCAGUACGCCAACAACCUGGAGGAGCUGGUGGAGGAGCGGACCCAGGCCUACUUGGAGGAGAAGCGCAAGGCAGAGGCCCUACUCUACCAGAUUCUGCCUCACUCAGUGGCUGAGCAGCUGAAGCGUGGGGAGACAGUCCAGGCUGAAGCCUUUGACAGCGUUACUAUCUACUUCAGUGACAUUGUGGGUUUCACAGCCCUGUCAGCGGAGAGCACGCCCAUGCAGGUGGUGACCCUGCUCAAUGACCUGUACACUUGCUUUGAUGCCGUCAUAGACAACUUUGAUGUGUACAAGGUGGAGACCAUCGGCGAUGCCUACAUGGUGGUGUCGGGGCUCCCGGUGCGGAACGGGCGGCUACAUGCCCGCGAGGUGGCCCGCAUGGCCCUGGCGCUCCUGGACGCCGUGCGCUCCUUCCGCAUCCGCCACAGGCCCCAGGAGCAGCUGCGCUUGCGCAUCGGCAUCCACACCGGCCCCGUGUGUGCCGGUGUGGUAGGACUGAAGAUGCCCCGUUACUGUCUCUUUGGGGAUACAGUCAACACGGCCUCUAGAAUGGAGUCCAACGGGGAAGCCCUGAAGAUCCAUUUGUCUUCUGAGACCAAGGCUGUCCUGGAGGAGUUUGGUGGUUUUGAGCUGGAGCUUCGAGGAGAUGUAGAAAUGAAGGGCAAAGGCAAAGUUCGAACCUAUUGGCUCUUGGGUGAGCGGGGGAAUAACACCCGAGGCUGACCUGCCUCCCCUCCCGGCCUGCCACAUCUCCCUGCCCUAUGCCGGAGUUGCCCAGAGGUGCCAGGCCUCAGCCUCACCCAGAGCAGCACUACCGCUGCCCAAAGACUGGGGAAGUGGUUUGAACAGCUCAGGUGUGCUGACCUCUGCGGAGACACCAGAUACUACCUCCGAAAGAGACCUGGUGUGGAGGAGAAUUCGGAGCUCGCGGGCCUGGACCAAAGCAGUCAUGACCAGUGGCACACAUGUGGGCACUGCACCCGCUCUGCACCUGGACUCAGGCCAGGCUGGGGUGUGGACUCCUGGAUCCUCCGGCCCCUCCCUUUGUCCUCCUUUGUCAACCUUGCUACACUGUGACCUUGGAGGGAAUAGGAAAAGGGACUCUAGGUGAAUCUUGGGGGUCGAGGGAGUCCACAAAGGGCCAGCCCCCAUGGGCCACAAGCGCCACCCCCACCCUCAGCCCUGGGCCCCAUCACCACCGUUGGAUACAGUGUACAGGAGGGUGGGGUGGCACAGAGGGGCUGCCAGCCUGUAUCCCUUGCUUCUCCUGUGAGCAGAGACCAUUAAAAUCUUCAUUCCAGUGA
Messenger RNA from Manis javanica (Malayan pangolin), 4541 nucleotides. RefSeq names its product natriuretic peptide receptor 1 (gene NPR1). Lineage: Eukaryota; Metazoa; Chordata; Mammalia; Pholidota; Manidae. Gene Ontology annotation, molecular function: protein kinase activity; adenylate cyclase activity; peptide receptor activity. Gene Ontology annotation, biological process: intracellular signal transduction; protein phosphorylation; receptor guanylyl cyclase signaling pathway. Gene Ontology annotation, cellular component: plasma membrane. The record is from RefSeq and is a predicted model, not a curated record.